AUGGCGACAACGUGAUGUGGCAAGAUGCUAAGUUCAGCUCGUCGUUUUUUUAUACGCAGACGUUAUCUGGGCUGGACGUCUGCCGCAGGCGUCUGUCUUCUACUUAUCUGUAUAAUAUACGUUCUUUCUACGGGGUCUUGGGAGGCGCCAAAACUCAGGGCAGUUGCAAAUGGCAAGUACGCCGAUCUGAAAAAAUCCCGUUACGAGAAUCGAAAUCGCCAUAAACAAGGCCCUGGAGAAUACGGGGCAGGGGUUUUCCUUCAGGGGGAGGAGAAGAAAAAUGCCGAUGAACUGGCGAAAAAGGAAGCGUUUAAUAUCAUCGCCAGCGACGGGAUAGCUUUGGAUCGAUCUUUACCCGACGUGAGAAAUCCUGCGUGCAAGUCUGUGGAAUAUCCCAAAGAUCUCCCCACUGCCAGCGUUGUCAUCAUAUUCCACAAUGAGGCUUGGACGCCCUUGCUGCGUACUGCACACAGCGUUGUGAACAGAUCCCCUCCGCAAUAUCUCCAUGAAGUGAUUUUAUUAGAUGAUGCCAGUUACAGAGACCGGUUAGGUGAAGAGUUGGACAAGUACGUCCAAGAUACCUGGCCUGAUGGAGUAGUUAAGGUCGUCAGAGUGAAGGAACGAGCAGGUCUUAUCCGAGCGCGUAUUGCAGGCGCUAAAGCUGCUACAGGAGAUGUCCUGAUAUUCCUGGACUCCCACUGUGAGGCUAAUGAAGGAUGGCUUGAACCACUUCUUGCAAGAAUUAAGGAAAAAACAGAUGCAGUCUUGGUCCCGGACAUCGAUAUGAUAAGCUCGGAGACUCUCCAGUACAUACCCACUGGCUCGGGCAGUGUCGGUGGCUUCUGGUGGAGUCUGCAUUUCUCCUGGCGUCCCAUGCCAAAACGAGAAGCCGUCAGACGGAAGAGUGAGAUCGACCCUGUCAGGUUGGAACCUCUUCUGGCCCGAAUUGGCGAAAAUUCCAGCCGCGUUCUUGUCCCUGGAAUAGAUGCCAUUGACUCAGAAACAUUAGAAUACUCAAAGAAUGGGGGAAUAGCAGUCGGCGGCUUCACUUGGAGCCUUCAUUUUACUUGGAGCCCCUUUGUGCCAACGAAAUGGGAGUUGGAUCAAGGGUUUGGCAAAGAAUGGCAACCUCUUAGAUCCCCCACAAUGCCUGGUGGUUUAUUUGCAGCUGAUCGCAAAUAUUUUUUCGACGUCGGUGCCUACGAUCCAGGAAUGGAUGUGUGGGGAGGCGAAAAUUUAGAAAUCUCUUUUAGGGUCUGGAUGUGUGGAGGUAGCCUUGAGUUCAUUCCAUGCUCAAGAGUAGGUCACAUUUUCCGUUCCAGUCAUCCUUAUACAUUCCCAGGUAAUAAAGACACUCAUGGAAUAAACUCUAUGCGGCUGGCAGAGGUGUGGAUGGAUGAAUACAAGAGAUUAUUUUAUAUGCACAGAAGAGAUCUGUUGAAACAAGACAUGGGUGAUAUCUCUGAGAGAAAAGCUCUGCGGGAGAGGUUAAAGUGCAAGAGCUUCAGCUGGUACUUAGAAAAUGUAUAUCCAGAAAAAUUCAUCAUUGAUGAGAAGGUCCUAGCAUAUGGCAUGGUCCGCAACCCAGGCAGCAAUCUUUGUUUAGACACUAUGGGGAAAGAUGAGAAAACGAGGUUUGAUAUUGGACUGUUUCAUUGUCAGAAUGGUGCGAGUGCUAAUGAGGUUUUCUCGUUAAGCCAAAAAAAUGAGCUCCGUAGGGAAGAAGCAUGUUUAGAUAGCGUAGGUGCAGAAGGAAGCAAAGUUUCUCUCAACCCUUGUCAUGGCCAUAAAGGAAAUCAGGAGUGGCGACAUCACAAGGACUCUGGCGUGAUUGUCCAUGUUCCCAGUGGUAAGUGUCUGGACGUCAGUGGACUCAAAAGUGGGGACAGCGUCCAGCUGAAGAAGUGCAAUGGAGGCAAUGACCAAAAAUGGACCAUAGAACACUACUUAGACAUCUGAGUUUUGACAGUUUUUAAAGAUGUGUUGAAAGUGGAAUUUUUGUCACAAAACUCUGUUAGAUGCCACCGUAUAGUUUCAAAUAGUAGAACUUAGGGACCAUUCCCACAGAUAUUUGAAUCGAUCUAUCUCCACACUAAAUUGCUAUCUGCUAUUGGCGAGGCCAAGCAUGCAAGAAAGUUAAUUACCCCCUAGCUGAUUAGGUAGGCGUGACAGACAUUUAAGCCUCUUCAGCUCAUGGCA
Lingula anatina is the source of this 2199-nucleotide messenger RNA. RefSeq names its product putative N-acetylgalactosaminyltransferase 9. The record is from RefSeq and is a predicted model, not a curated record. Lineage: Eukaryota; Metazoa; Brachiopoda; Lingulata; Lingulida; Lingulidae. Gene Ontology annotation, biological process: protein O-linked glycosylation. Gene Ontology annotation, molecular function: polypeptide N-acetylgalactosaminyltransferase activity. Gene Ontology annotation, cellular component: Golgi apparatus.